CUUAAUUAAUUUAUGAUAUAAGUCCUUGAUCAGAAUGAUAGAGAAAUCUAUAAAUAUAAAUUGUUACAAGGAGAAAAUAGGUUUGGUAGUGAUCCAAAACAGUGUAAAUAUCUCAUUAGAAAUGUUCAAAGUGUUCUUUUCUGCGUGGUAAAAAUACAUAUUGUAAAUAUUAGGCUUUAAUUGAUAAUGAUGUAUAUUUCACUCAUUUUAGCAAUUCAGAUUAAGUUUUUAAAGAGGCAACUUUAAAAUAGGAUCAAAAAGUUGAGAUUCCAAAAAAUUUUAUAAUUGAGAUGGUCCCCCUCAGAAAUUACUACUUUUAAAACUUUAAGUUCAAAUUAAUUAAUUCGGUUGAUACAAUCAUCCAAAAUAACUAAUGCACAUUACAAACAACAUAAAUCUUAGAAGAUUUUAGUGGUACAAUGGCUUUAGAUGAUAUUUUGGAUGUUCCAUAAUAAUAAUUUUAAGUUCAAGUUUCAACAACUUAACAGAUUUCAACAACUUAAGUACUAAGUUCUUAAGAUCCAUUUGUGAGUUCAACAUUAAUUUUAGAUGAUAUUGAUUAGCCUACAGUAUCAAGUUUAAAUGAAUUUAUAUCACAGUAUUCAGGUUAAUCUUAAAUGGUAAAACAUAAUUCUGUAUCUACUAUUGAUUCUUCAACAUAAACAGAAAGCAUGGAUGUAGAACCUUAAUAAUAAAAAACUCGAACAUUAUUUAGUGAUUUAUUCAAGUCUAAAAAAGAGAUUUCAUUAAUAACAUAGAUGAAUAAUAAAUAAAUAUAAGAGCCUUCUCAAAUAGAUUAAACUAUUCUUGAUUCCUAGAUUGGAAAUAUUAAUAAUAAUAAUAAUAAUCAGAACUCAUAAUUUUAGAAAAAUAAAGUAGAAAUUAAAGGCACAAUGAUUGAUGAAGACUUGGAUAAAGCAUAUUCUUCAUUAUAAAAUAAAAGUAGUGAAAAGUAAGAAUAAUCUUAGUUUAAACGUUUAAAUAGUGUUUAAUCAGAUAAUGUUUAAAUGAAAUAAGAAAAUAAUUAUUCAAAUGUAGAAUUGAAUGAUCUUUUUGGAAGUUUGCCUGAAAUACCAAAUUAAUAAAUUUAACUUUAACCAUAAUAAACAUUAAAAAAGUUCUCUUAAAUUAAGUCAAAUAUAUUCAAUACUAAAUAUGAAGAUACAUAAGAGGAUAAGAAUAAAUCUUUGGAUUAAUUUGAUUAAACACCAAUCAAAAAUAAAAAUAAAAACAAAAAUUAAAAAUAAUAAUCUUCAGAAAUUUGGAAAUAAGGAAAAAAAUAAAGCAAAAGUGAUUUAAAGAAAGGAACCCUUCUCAAAAAAAUAACAGAUGAAAUCUCAGAUGAAACCUCUGAAGAGUCUGUAUAAUAAAAAUAAUAGAUUAGACAUACUAAUUCUAUGGAGUUGCCAGCAACAAAAAUAUUUUAACAAAAUGAGAAUAAUAUGAAAAAAAAAAGGGGAAACAAAAAAACAAUUUAAAAGUAAGACAAAGUUGUACAUUUAAUUUCAUUUAGUGGAUUUUCAUAAAAUGAAAUACCUUAAAAAAAUGAUUUAAAAUAAAUAGGUUUAGAAAUUGUUAAUAAUCAAUUAGAGAAAUUUGAUUUAUUAAUAUUAAAUAAUCCUCCUAAAAGAACUUUUAAAUUUUUAAGUGCUUUGAUGCUUGGAGCUGAAAUAGUAACUUUGGAUUGGUUGACUAAUUCUCUUAAAUAAGGAAAAGUGAUUUAGAAUUUCCAAGAUUAUAUUCCUAAGAGUGAUGAAUUUGUAAAUUCUUUUGGAUUAAGCAUAUAAUAAAUUUUAUAAAGUAGGGAUACUUAUUUUGAAACAAAUGAAAAUAUAGUCAAAAUUUUUAAUGGAAAUUAUUUUGUUAAAGUCGAUGUAACUCCUUCAAAAGCUGAAAUCGAAUAUUUAAUAAAAUUAGGUGGUGGAGAGAUUUUAUAAAGACCUGGUAAAAAUGUAAUAACCAUAAGUGAUACAAAGAUUGGAAAUUCUAUGCCAUCAGAUUAUAUUUUGGAUGGAUGUAUGUUUCAAUCUUGA
Paramecium sonneborni is the source of this 2033-nucleotide messenger RNA. The record is from the annotation of a GenBank genome assembly. NCBI's taxonomy places the organism in Eukaryota, Ciliophora, Oligohymenophorea, Peniculida, Parameciidae.